Coffea eugenioides is the source of this 1760-nucleotide messenger RNA. Its product is annotated as ubiquinone biosynthesis monooxygenase COQ6, mitochondrial. Gene Ontology annotation, molecular function: FAD binding; oxidoreductase activity, acting on paired donors, with incorporation or reduction of molecular oxygen, NAD(P)H as one donor, and incorporation of one atom of oxygen; 2-octaprenyl-6-methoxyphenol hydroxylase activity. The record is from RefSeq and is a predicted model, not a curated record. The coding region runs from base 62 to 1567 and encodes 501 amino acids. Gene Ontology annotation, cellular component: mitochondrion. The transcript has 10 exons. Gene Ontology annotation, biological process: ubiquinone biosynthetic process; xanthophyll biosynthetic process; carotene biosynthetic process. NCBI's taxonomy places the organism in Eukaryota, Viridiplantae, Streptophyta, Magnoliopsida, Gentianales, Rubiaceae.
GUUUUUUUCUGUCUGGCGAACCGGCGAAGAAAGAGAACAGUGGGAUUUUCUACUCUAGAAAAUGAACAGGGCAAUUGUUAGGAGAAUUACGCCUAAUAUCCGUACAUGGAGAUCCACCCUGAAAACUUUCUGUAGUGAUACAAGUGAAAAGUUACAUGGUUCACACGGUGACAAAGCAGUUACAGACUCAACCGACAAUGUUCCUCAAUAUGAUGUUGCUAUUGUUGGGGGUGGCAUGGUUGGCAUGGCUUUUGCUUGCUCCUUGGCUAGCAUGCCAUUGACAAAACAUCUGAAUGUUGCCAUAAUUGAUAGCAAUCCUGCACUGCUGGCCAGAGAUAACAUCAAAAAAGAGGACGCUCCAGAUCCAAGGGUCAGUACAGUGACGCCUGCAACUAUAUCUUUCUUCAAAGGUAUGGGUGCAUGGCAGUAUGUUCAACUGCAUCGGCAUGCCUUUUUUGAUAGGAUGCAGGUUUGGGAUUACACUGGUCUUGGAUAUACAAGGUACAGUGCGCGAGAUGUUGAUAAAGCUGUCCUUGGGUGUGUUGUGGAGAACAAAGUGCUUCAAAGAUCUUUGUUAUCAUGCAUGGAGGACUCAGAUGUCAAGAAGAAAAUAUAUCCUUCUAGAUUGAAUUCAAUGACACUACAUAAAAGCUCCUUGUUAUCGGGAACAGACAGCAUAUCAUCAGAACCUUCUGGAAGUUUAGCUAAGCUGAACCUGAGCGAUGGUGAUUGUUUGUAUGCAAAGUUGGUGGUGGGAGCUGAUGGAUCAAAAUCACAUGUCAGGAAAUUGGCAGGAAUUAGUACAACGGGGUGGAAGUACCCCCAAAAUGCAAUUAUCUGUACUGUAGAGCAUACAGAAGAUAACAGGUGUGCUUGGCAGAGGUUUCUGCGUACUGGGCCCAUUGCCCUUCUGCCAAUGGGUGAUAAUUACAGCAACAUUGUUUGGACAAUGGACCCCCAACAAGCUGCAGAUCGCAGAUCAAUGACUGAGGCUGAUUUUUUAAAAGCAGUUAAUGAUGCUUUGGAUGAUGGACAUGGUCCGCGUCCUCAAUCUGAACGAAUUGGAGACGGAGGAAUAUUGGCUUGGCUAAGAUCCGACGAGACAUCAUCAGCCAGUGAGCACUUUGAAGUGCCUCCCAGAAUCACUAAAUUGGCCUCGGACAGAAUGGUGUUUCCAUUGUCCUUAAUGCAUGCCAACAAUUAUGUAUCAAAGCGUGUUGUUCUUAUUGGUGAUGCUGCGCAUACUGUUCAUCCAUUAGCUGGUCAAGGAGUGAACCUGGGUUUUGGAGAUGCAAAUUCUCUUUCAAGAGUCAUUGCUGAAGGUGUUGCUGUAGGAUCUGACAUUGGAGAGAUGACGCUUUUGAAGAGAUAUGAAUCAGAAAGGAAAGCCGCGAAUAUUGCAAUGAUGGCCAUUCUUGAUGGUUUUCAGAGGGCAUAUUCCAUUGACUUUGGGCCUCUAAAUGUGUUGCGUGCUGCUGCCUUUCAUGGAGUCAACUACAUCUCACCCCUGAAGAAGAAUAUCAUUUCUUAUGCUUCAGGCGAGCAGAGACUUCCACUUUUUACAUGAAAUAGAUGUAAACUUUUUUUUCUCUUUUUUUUUUCCCUUGUUUUGGAUAAAAUAUAGAUGUAAACUUCAAGAGGCAUUUUGUAUGUAGAUGACUAAAUGUACGUGCAUAAUAAGCUUGAGAGUACCCAAACAUCAGCUUCAGGAAAAAAUACAUACAUAUACAUAUAUAUAAGCUCAAUUUUCGUUUGUGAAA